Molecule: messenger RNA, 501 nt
Organism: Cinara cedri
Lineage: Eukaryota; Metazoa; Arthropoda; Insecta; Hemiptera; Aphididae
Source: the annotation of a GenBank genome assembly
AUUACUGUUUUUGUUACUCGAAACUUCAUUCCGACAACUACGAAUCAGCAAUCAUGAGUGGACGUGGUAAAGCAGGUAAAGCCAAGGGCGGCAAGUCCUAAACCAGAUCGUCUCGCGCUGGACUCCAAUUCCCCGUCGGUCGUAUUCACCGUCUGUUGAAAAAAGGAAACUACGCGGAACGUGUAGGUGCUGGUGCGCCGGUCUACCUAGCUGCCGUCAUGGAGUACUUGGCCGCCGAAGUUUUGGAAUUAGCCGGUAACGCUGCCCGCGACAACAAGAAGAGUCGUAUCAUUCCCAGACAUUUACAACUAGCUAUCAGAAACGACGAAGAGUUGAACAAAUUGUUGAACGGUGUAACCAUCGCCCAAGGUGGUGUGUUGCCCAACAUCCAGGCCGUUCUUUUACCCAAGAAGACUGAUAAAGCAAAGACUGCUUAAUCGUCACACCCCUACCAUUUGAUUCUCACCCUUUAAAACGGCCCUUUUCAGGGCCUACUAAUUU